ACCCAGAAACAAAACAAACCACAAACAAAAACCCUGCUCAUCUCUGGGGACCCCUCCCAGACCAAGCGGAUCCAGGCCCAAGGGGUGAUGUGCAGGAAGUGAUCGGCGGCCUGCAGCCGGCUCCGGUCCCAAUAUGCCUUUUCCGCGACGUCGCUCUUCGUUCCUGGGCUCCCAGGCCUCCUGCUCCUCCUCCACCCUGGAGACUCCCGGGGCCGCGAGCCGCCGGAUUAGCGUGGGGGCUGGGGGAGGCGGUGGCCUGCCGAGGGCCCCGGGCGUUUAUGUGGGCACGGCACCCGCCGGAGGGUUGAGCCGCCUGGGCACCCGGGUGUCCCGCCGGGCCCUGGGUAUCAGCAGUGUGUUCCUGCAGGGCCUGCGGAGUUGGUCUCCGGCCGCCACGCCCCUAACCCCGGGCUUGGAGAAGAGCCGAGGCCCCUCGUUUGAGGCCUUGAACGGCUGCAUGCUAGAGUAUAUAGAGAAGGUCCGGGCCUUGGAGCAGGUCAACAGGGAGCUCGAGGAGCACCUCAGGGGCCACCUGGAGAAGAAGGCUUCCACUGUCGGCAACUGGGGGGCUCUGAGGGACACCUGGGAGAACAUCUACCAUCAGGUGGGUGAAGCUGUCUUGGAAAACGCCCGGCUCAUGCUGCAGACUGAGAAUAUUCAAGCCUGCGCUGAAGACUUCAAAGAGAGAUAUGAAAAUGAGCAGCCAUUCCGAAAGGCAGCAGAAGAUGAAAUUAACUCCCUGUAUAAAGUGAUUGAUGAUGCUAAUUUGACUAAAACGGAUCUGGAGAGUCAGAUAGAAAGCAUGAAAGAAGAACUGGCUUUUUUGUCAAGGAACCAUGAAGAGGAAGUGAAGGUGCUUUACAAACAGCUCGCCGGGUCUGAGCUGGAGGAAGCGGGUGCUCCCAUUGGGACCGGCCUGGUUGACAUCCUGGAGGCCAUCCGAGUCCACUGGGAGAAGGACAUAGAGAAGGAAAGGGAAGAGGCCAGGGCCUUGCUCCAUGCCAAGCACCAGACAGAAGCGGCCCAAGCGGUGCGAUCCAAAGAAGAGGAGCUGGUGGAUUCCCUCAGAGCUGAGUUCCGUGACACCACCUGCAAAAUUCAAAGUCUUCAAGCUGAGACCGAAUCUUUGAGAACAUUGAAGAGAGGCCUAGAGAACUCCCUGUAUGAUGCUAAGCACUGGCAUGACAUCGAGCUGCAGAACCUGGGCUCCGUAAUCACCAAGCUAGAAACCGAGCUGGGGGAGAUUCGAGUGGAGAUAGAGCAACAACAGAGGGACCGGGAGAAUCUGUUGUCCAGCAAAAUCCAGCUGGAGAAGGACAUUGUGUCCUAUCACUGUCUUCUGGAUGUCGAAGGAAGCAGCUGAUUUGGAAACUUUGCCUUUUAAAGAAGAAAACACUGUCACCCCAAGUGACAGAUAAGAUUGCCGAAGCUUCCGACUGAACCAAACCUGUGCUUUAUUCAACUCAUGCUUUAAGGAGGAAAGGCUCUCUGAAUGCAAAGUAUUAUUAUUAUUAUCAUUAUUAUUAAUAUUAUUGAUUUAGAACUGUAAGUAGAUGGUAAGUAGAUUACCUUCCCCAUUUUCUCUUCGGAAAAAUUGCUUUGUUUUCAGCUUUCUAUUUAAGUUUCAGCUCUCUGUUAAAAUUACAACCUAAU
Messenger RNA from Ornithorhynchus anatinus (platypus), 1653 nucleotides. It is a transcript of the gene BFSP2, whose product is annotated as beaded filament structural protein 2. Gene Ontology annotation, biological process: intermediate filament organization. The coding region runs from base 134 to 1363 and encodes 409 amino acids. NCBI's taxonomy places the organism in Eukaryota, Metazoa, Chordata, Mammalia, Monotremata, Ornithorhynchidae. Gene Ontology annotation, cellular component: intermediate filament. The record is from RefSeq and is a predicted model, not a curated record. Gene Ontology annotation, molecular function: structural molecule activity. The transcript is spliced from 7 exons.